UGGAAGUACUGUCAAAGAUAGGAUUACCGCAUUAUUAUUUUUAAAUGGGCCAAAAUGACGAUACAAGAGAUAAGUCUCGGAUAGACGUUUCCCACCAGACGAAACAAGAGGUUAGCUCUUCUUCGUGCAGCUAUUAAACCACAGGAUGCACCAGGAUGUAUCAGUAACUCCCUCACUCGCAUUUCGACCGCCAUGCCAUCCGAAACCCCCUUUCAAAUCAACAUCCCUGACAAGAAACUCAGUAUCCUUCGAGCUAAACUCGAGCUUGCCACUUUCCCGGAUGAACUUCAGGAUAUCGGCUGGAGGCACGGCCCGCCUUUGGCAGACAUGAAGCGGCUCGUGGAGAGGUGGAAAAACGGGUACGACUGGCGCAAAUAUGAAAAGGAAUUAAACCAAGAGCUGCCGAUGUUCACCCGCGACAUCGACGUGGAUGGUUUCGGCGCGCUGAAUAUUCACUAUGUUCACAAGAAGAGCGAAACUGUUGAUGCCAUUCCCUUGUUGUUUUGUCAUGGAUGGCCUGGAAGUUUCAUAGAAAUCAGGGGAAUGUUGUCCCUCUUGACUGCGUCGUCCCCUAAACAUCCUAGCUUCCAUGUUGUGGCGCUUAGCUUGCCUGGUUUUGGCUUUUCGGAGGGCGCUCACAAACCAGGCUUUGGUCUUGAUCAAUAUGCUGAGGUAACCCAUAAACUCAUGAUUGCUCUCGGGUACAACGAGUAUGUGACAGAGGGAGGCGACUGGGGUUUCCUUAUCACUCGGAGAAUGGCUGCUAAGUAUGGUGGAAAGCAUGUCAAGGCAUGGCACACCAAUUUUCCGAUGGCCGACCCGCCGACUUGGAAAUCGCCCCUGUCUUUCUUGUCGUACUUGCUAACCCCUUAUUCCGCAGAGGAAAAGGCAGGACUUGAGCGCACCGCGUGGUAUCGCAACAAGUCAUCCGGCUACUUUGUUGAGCAGAGCACCUUCCCACAGACACUCGCUUACGGUUUUACGGAUAGCCCUGUUGCACUGCUUGGUUGGUUUUACGAGAAAUUGGUCAUCUGGACCGACGACUACAAAUGGACUGAUGACGAAGCUCUGACAUGGAUCUCUAUAUACUGGUUCUCCCGUGCUGGUCCCGGUGCUGCCCAUCGCAUUUACUCCGAGGUGUAUGGCGAUUUCUACAACUUGGGUCGUACUAGUUACCCCACUAUUCCUAUGGGAGCGUCGUAUUUCCCAAAGGAGCUCCUACUCUUACCCUCAGCGUGGCUGCGCAGGUUGAAUAACGUUGUGAUCGAGUCCUAUCAUAAGUCAGGAGGCCAUUUUGCUGCCUAUGAACGGCCGGAAGAGCUUACUGAAGAUGUGCGAAAGAUGUUCGCGAAGGGGGGUCCCGCAUUCGCAGUUGUCCCUGGAAAAAGUGGAUAUGCUUGAACAACCAACGUUCGUAUGCUACUUGAAUGAUUCGGACUGAACAUUGGGUGGAAGUGUACGAUAGGUAGUGUCAUUCAGAAUAUCGGUAUGAAAUCAUGUAUCCUGUCCCUUGCAUCUUGCGUAAUAACCAUAUGAUAAUUCGACCCUGUUCCUUUAG
Molecule: messenger RNA, 1558 nt
Organism: Suillus plorans
Lineage: Eukaryota; Fungi; Basidiomycota; Agaricomycetes; Boletales; Suillaceae
Product: Alpha/Beta hydrolase protein
Exons: 8
Coding region: 193-1401 (402 amino acids)
Biological process (GO): epoxide metabolic process
Molecular function (GO): epoxide hydrolase activity
Source: RefSeq, a predicted model, not a curated record